Molecule: messenger RNA, 705 nt
Organism: Zingiber officinale
Lineage: Eukaryota; Viridiplantae; Streptophyta; Magnoliopsida; Zingiberales; Zingiberaceae
Product: probable mediator of RNA polymerase II transcription subunit 26b
Exons: 5
Coding region: 1-705 (234 amino acids)
Cellular component (GO): nucleus
Source: RefSeq, a predicted model, not a curated record
AUGGCGACCUCCUCGCAGACGGCCGGCGACUCGGACAAGCCAUCCCUGUCGCUGCCUCCGCUCGAUCACCCAGACGAGUCCACGAGCCGCCGGGAUAAUACUGCAAAGAUGCUCUCCCCCACGCUCAGCGGCGAGGCCGUCGAAGUCAAGGAGUCGGAGGCGGUCGCCGAAGAGAUCAAAAAGGAAGAAGGCCAAGAAGGCCAAGAAGUCCUCGACGAGGUCAUGAGGAUCAAGGCCAUCCUGAUAAUUCCCAACCAGCGCGAGGACGACCUGUUCGAUUCAUUGAGCAUCCUGCAGCAAACGAAGAUCACCGUCGAUGUCCUCCAGGCGACGAUGAUCGGAAAAGCUGUGAAUUCUCUGCGCAAGCACACGUCGAAGAAGAUUCGCCGCUUCGUUCGAACUCUCGUCUCAGGCUGGAUAGCCUUAGUCGAUGAAUGGCUUGCACUGAAUCCUUCCGCCAGUGUUGAGAUAGAGGAGGGAGCUUCAUCGGCUGCACCGACUCCCUCGGCCAGAGGAGCUGCUGUUGCCGAAGAGGAAGCAGAGCCACAGAGAACAUCGACAGAGCAAGCAGAGCCAGUUCUUGCUCAACCUGAUCUCCAGCCUGGUCUGGAUGAAGAGUGCCAGAUGGGACUGUACAACCCUACUCGAGGGGUCGAGAAGCCAAGUGUGGUCGAUGGGUUGAAGUGUGCUGAGCAAAUUGAAUAG